GUUGCUGCAUUGGUAAGCUUCAGCGGUGUCAUGCCGCUCCUGACCUGACGGUGGCGCCAGAGGGCGCACAAAGGCUGCGGAAGAAUGGAGAAGCCACUCUGGGCCUAGUGUGCGCAUGCGCCAACGGUGGCGGAGGCUGCGCGGCAUGGAGGGGAUGACAGCGAAAAGGGGGCGGAGCCAAAGGGAAGUCCUCGGAUGAUGAGGGCAAGAUGGCGGCGCUGGCGGUGGCUUUCCUGAGGGCCCUGAAAAGACUCUGCCGCGUCGCCCUUUUCCUCUCGCAGCUCUACGUCUUGUCCGGAAGAGGGUCCUUGAGUUUGGAGCAUCAUCCGCCAGCCCAUCUGGCAAAGGUAUCCCUCGCACCUGCAAGCACUCAGAUCCCAGCAUCUAAAGCACCAGAGACGACGUCGGUUCCCUCCUAUGUGACCCGGUGCCCUAGCAAUGGACUGUGCAGCCGGCUGCCUCCAGAAUGCCUGUCCUGCAAAACCAACUACUCCUGCAUCUACGGAAAACCAGCGAUGUUUGAAUGUGAAGCAAAACCCCAAGUUCACUGUGUUGAUGAGGAUAACAAUCGUCAGAAAAUCUUCAUGAUCAACAUGACCUGCCAGUUUUGUUGGCAGCUUCCUCCAACUGAUUAUGUUUGUUCCAAUCCUACAAACUGUAAGACGGUCUCUUGUCCACGGGAGCGAUACAGCGCCAACUGCACCGUGCGGGAUCAUAUCCACUGUUUAGGCAAUCGUACCUUUCCCAAGAUGCUUUACUGCAACUGGACUGGGGGCUAUAAAUGGUCAACAGCCUUGGCUUUAAGCAUCACACUUGGUGGCUUUGGAGCUGACCGUUUCUAUUUGGGCCAGUGGCGGGAAGGGCUGGGCAAGCUUUUCAGCUUUGGUGGCCUGGGAAUCUGGACUCUCAUCGAUGUGCUGCUGAUAGGAGUCGGCUACGUAGGACCAGCAGAUGGCUCACUCUAUAUCUAGCCAUCGAUGCGAAAACCAUCCGAGGUGGAUCACAUUGGGAGAUAAACACAAGCUGGACUUCCAAAACAGACCUUAGGAGCACUUCUUGCCUAUGUGCACAUCUAUUUAAUGUACAGUAUCUGUACUUGGCCUGCCUUUAACUUAAGGUAAAAUAAAGAAGCGGAUCAUUGAACGCUGCUGCCCUGGAGUUUGUUCCUUUUGGGUUUAUCAAACACACUCUCUUAUUUUUUCUGUGAAAAAGUUCUUAAGUUGCACAACGAAAGCGCACCGCUGUUUCUUGGGCAGAUGUAAAGUCAUUCACGCUAGCAAACGUCUCUGACAAGCUUCCCAAUCACACUUGUGAACACUGGCCACAGUUGGAUUCCUUUGCACCUCUGCAACAUAGCUAAGUAUGCAGAAAAAUAUGCAGUGUAGGUUGUGAUAAAGAAUUGUGGCCAUUUGUUGUUUUUCAUAUUCAAGGUGAUAAGCUGCCCUAGUCCUAGCUGCUCAACAGACAUCUACUUGGAGCAUUUAUUGGAUCAUCUAAACUGUAUCUCGUUUUUAAUAGUUUCAGUAACUUUAUUUUCAACAGGCUUGUGGAAAAUGCAAAAAUGAGAAGGGCGACAAUAGUCACUAAGCUGCUUGAAAUCCUAAUAGUUCUGGUAGAAAUAAUUUUCAUCCUAGACUUGACAUGUGGCAAGUGUUACUCUUUAAAAUGAAACACCCAGUUGAACUCCUUCUCUUCGUACACUUUGGCAGUUGUGAGUCCAGAGCCUCUUGCAAAUAAGUGAAGUGUGUGAUGAGAACCCUGUAAUGCAUUAUGCAGCCUAUCGUUACAUCAUAAAUGACUAACUUAAUGUGUCACUUCUUCAGUUUAAAACACAGUAGUUGUUUCCCUACAGAGGUGGGAAUGAUGUAGCCCUCAAGAGGUCAUUGGACUGCCAGACCCAGCAGCCCAGAAUAGUGGUGAGCGAUUCUGGGAGAUGCAAUCCAACAACCUCUGAAGGGUUACAUGAUUCCUGUCCCUGUACUUCAUCAUCAUGCUAGAAGCACAGAGUUAGUACGUGUUAUGCUUAAGAUUCAGGGUUGCUGGGGGGCUUAAGGCAGUUUUAAAUACACUGUUAUUCCUGCCUGAAGGUAGUUUCUGUGUAGGAAGUUUCACCAUCACAAAGAGCUUGUCACCACUGAGUUGGGUGGGAUUCAAUUUUCAGUUCAAUACAUAUAGGAUCACUAUGUUGUGUGCAGGCACACAUUUCUGCUGCAUUCCCAUCUAUUUGUGCGAAUAGGAAAGUAAGUGUCAAUCACAUGUGUUUAACUUAUUUCUAAGCGUUAUUGCUCAGAUUGAAAAUAGAUGUUUCUUGCAUUACAUGUUAUUAACCAUUACAGCUCAAAAUGUAACACGGUUAAAAGGCAGCAGGGGACACACAUAUAUUCUUAAGCUCAUUUUGUAAGGCAACCACACAAGUGACACAGUAACAGCCAUAUUUUCUCUUACUCCAGUGGCUCCCAAACCUUUGUCCUCCAGAUGUUUUGGACUUCAGCUCCCAGAAUUCCUGACUGUUGUCCAAAAUGGCUGGGCCUUCUGGGAGUUGAAAUAUCCAAAACACCUGGAGGACCCAAGUUUGGGAAAUCUUACUCUGUAAACCCAGAGUAAAACCCAAGUCUUACUCUGUAAACUCAAAAUUAUCAGUGUGUAGCAUCCAAUGCAAAUUUGUUAAUGAAUUUUUGUCGACUGCUAUUGAAAAGUAAUAUUUCUUAACAGGUGUUUCCAUGAAUUAUUCCACAGAAUAGACACUUUCAAUUUUUAUUUUAGGCUUGUGUCUCCUGUAUCCUUUAAUUACUUGCUUUUAACUUCUCAGAGUGGUGUUGGUAUGUAUGUUUAUAUGUAGAAAAGUGGGUGUUUAUUAUCUAGCAAGAUGUCUCUUGCAAGAUUCAAAUUUUGUGGAUUGUUGGAUAACUUUGGAAGCGGAGUCUUCUGAUGUAACAGACUUUAAUAAAUGGCAUUUUGUUUCACCA
Molecule: messenger RNA, 2966 nt
Organism: Sceloporus undulatus (fence lizard)
Lineage: Eukaryota; Metazoa; Chordata; Lepidosauria; Squamata; Phrynosomatidae
Gene: TM2D3
Product: TM2 domain containing 3
Exons: 6
Coding region: 210-971 (253 amino acids)
Source: RefSeq, a predicted model, not a curated record